GGCUCAAGAGAAAUCCCUCGCCGUCGCCGGCGCAGGUCGGAGAUGCCAUGCCAGAGGACGAGGAAGAAGAAGAGGAGCUCGAAGAUGGGAAGGGCGACACCAAGAAGAAGAAGCCCAGAAAGAAGAAGAAGAAAAAGAAGUCUCAGGAGGACGAGGAGCCUGACGAGGCUCCGUUGAACUACUGGCCUGCUCCAGAGGGCUUAGACCUGGAUCGGCCGCCUGGCCAAAACGAGGAGUGGGUGGACAUCACCUCGUUGUGCGACCUAGCGGUGUCCGGCAUGAACCUUGGCGAGAUGGUGGAGAGCCCUAGCUUCCGGCUCUACGAUGCCAUGUCGGCCAUAGAGAUCAUGGAUCCAAAGAUGGACACCGGCUACAAAAGCCAUGAGGACAUGACCCUCGAGAGGGCCGAGAAGCUGGGCUUGGUGUCGGCCCCUAGCCCAGAGGUCCUGACGGGCGUGAUGGACCACCUGCUUAUGUACUACCUGCUGUGGCUGGACGGCCACACCAUCAUUCAGACCUGCUUCUCUUGCUUGUACUUGCAGGACUUGCCGCGCCUGCUGGCGAUUCCGGCCUUGGGAAGCUUUGUGGAUGCCUUCCUGAUCGCCUGCCAGAGCGCUCGCGACGCCAUCACCUGCGCAGGGGUCUACGAUGACGAGGACUUUAUGCCCACCAUGUUCGGCGUGGACUUGCAGGCGUGCGUGUUCAGCAGCGAUUGGCAGAAGGCCAAUGAGAAGUUGAAGUCAGAACAAGACAGGCUAGUAGCAGAGGGCUGUGAAGCAGCAGCUCUCCGCUUGAAUUUUAUGGGCAAGUACAUGUCGGCCCUGGUCUCCCUCAUGGCACGCGUCCCGAAUGUUGCUUCGGCCAAGGCGCACUUGGCCAAGUGUUCCCAGCUGCUCCCGAGGCUGGCGGCCAGCGCAACGGAGCCCAGCGACGCGGUGAAGCAGCGCUUCGACGCCUCCUCCCAGAGGAAGCUGCUGGUGCCGGGACCUCCACGGACAGUGGAGCCCAUUGAGGACCCGAAGGUGGUCUUUCGAAUGUGGACCAGCCAUGUCAACGAACUCGUUGAGUGCUGCUCCGCUCAGACGAGGCAUCUCAACGACCUCUUGCAGGGGGUCAUCAAGCAGAAGGAGAAGCCCAACGUCUUGAGCCGGUCCAUGGCACAGCUCGUCUUUGACCAGAGCUUCGUGCGGAGGUCCCUGCAGGAGAUCUUAGAGCUUUUCCUUUUUCCCCCGGAGGCGCUGCAGCACUGCCGCAAGCAGGCGGAGCCUUUCCUGCAGCGCUGUGAGUCCAUGUUUUUGCACCUCCUCAAGUUGGCGCAUCUCAACGUCGCCCGCCGGUUCCGGCGCCUGGCGCACGUCUUCCCAGACUUCAACGAGCUUCAACAUGAGGCCUGGCGCCUGGACGAAGCCCUGAAGUCCACCUUCGGCGCGAACCUCCUGUACAAUCGCCCGAGCUGGGUCUUCAUUAUGGAGUACGCCCUCCAGGCGAUGAUCUCGAAGCUGCUCUUGGGCUUUCAGCUGGAGCUGUACGAAGAGGCAGAGUUUCACAUGAUCUACUGGUAUGUGGACUACCUCUUCGGCUUGCGCAUCUACAACCUGAAUGUGCUUUGCGUAAUGGCUUCGGCCAUUGGAGCAAGUGGAGGAGGUGUACUAUGCCAAGGAAAACACAGGCAAGAAGAAGUCGGGCGCAAGACCAAAGGACGCUGGCGUUUCGGGCAAGGGGAACCGGCCCAGGAACCCUCCUGCGCACCUGCUCUUUCUAGAGGCGACUCAGUCGACCGUAAGGGGCCUCUUCCGGUUGCUUGCCUUCUGCCUCUGUCAGAAUCUGCUUCCUGCCCCCAAGUCCGGGGCGAACCUCUGCCAGCGCUUCGUGCUCAGGUUUCGAAGCCUCGAGAUGUUCCGACUCCCGCAUCUGCCCUCCUUCCAGGACUUCGAGCAGUCUGCGGCCUUGGCACAGGACCCGGCGGAGCGGAAGCAGGUCCUCACCGCGGCGCAGAGCUCCUUCGCGGAGGCGGCGCAGCUGCUGGAGAAGGCUCAUGCCUUGAAGGAGGACUUGGGCGAGCAGCCCAAGUCCCUGAAGCGAGUGGUGGUAGCAAACCAGCUCGGCAUCACGCAGCUUCUCCGGUGCACGGAGAACGGGAUGCAGGAGUUGUCCGGGAAAAAGGUCACCGCAGAGACUUCUCACCACACGGACUUUGUCUCCAUUCAGGUGGUGGACAAGCCGAAGGAGGGAAAGUGAGCGGUCAAAAGGCCGAAUGUUCAAUGGGUUGCACGAGAUUCUCCGGGAACAUAUAAGGUAAUGUUGACC
Messenger RNA from Effrenium voratum, 2307 nucleotides. The record is from the annotation of a GenBank genome assembly. Lineage: Eukaryota; Dinophyceae; Suessiales; Symbiodiniaceae.